GACAAAGUUUAGCGGUGCCGUUUUUCAGCCCUAAUACAGUAUGUCCUGCCAAGCUGCGUUUCUUGGCGACGUUUCAAGUUUCUGAAGACUCUCUAAGUCGCUCAUCAGAUGUCACUUCCACAAGGAACGCCACUGUACUCUGUCGACUUGGGCGACGCUGCUCUGAUUGAUUCUGGAAGUUCUGCGGACACUUGGUAUCGAAGAAUCAGAUGCAUUGCCAAUUGAUGUCAUUGUCAUGUUGCUCAGCUCCCAUCGCUAGGUAUUUAUUUUAGUAGCCCAGAGUCAAAGCAAUGCUUUCAAAUAGUAAAGUUCCCCUUUCUAAUAACCUUUUGCAUCACGCCACUGCCGUCGGUUGUUUCAAGGUGAAGAUUGACUCAAGCAACCCGCUUCUUCAGGCAAAGCGCACUUUGGGAUGAUGGGAUCGAUCACUCGUCCACCAACUCCACCAUCAGAAGAGGAGGAAGGUUUGAAAGCGCCGACAAUUCAGGAUAUUGUAAAUAUGCGGCUUAUUCAGAGUGGUGAGAAAGAGCGACUCAAGGAGUUGUUACGGGAGCGAUUAGUGGAGUGUGGGUGGAAAGACGAUUUGAUAGCUGAUUGUCGAAAACGCGUGAGAGAAGCUGGCCGUGGGGCUGUAACAAUCGACAACCUCGUCAAAACCAUUACACCAAAAGGCAGAGCUACCGUACCUGCUAGUGUAAAAGCUGAACUCUUACAGCGGAUACGAAGUUUCUUAGAUGAGACAUAGUUGUUCAGGACAAAGCCGUUCUGAAUUCGCUUAAGCAGCCGAUCUUUCAAUGGUGAGAAUUCAACAGCAUGAGCCGUCUGGUGCACCUCUCAUUGUGUCUGUGGCAGAUCUAGGCUGAUAACAUACCAAUGACAGUCACGUUUCUCUCAGUGAAUGAUCUGAUGUUUGGAGUAAGAUAGUGGAUCAUGGCCAGAUCAUUUACUCAUCCACCCUCUGCGGCCCGUGGAAAAAGGUCAAUUUGCGGUAUAUCUACGAGUGAGCGAUUGGACUUCGUCUUGCUGCACCUCGGCCC
Molecule: messenger RNA, 1037 nt
Organism: Klebsormidium nitens
Lineage: Eukaryota; Viridiplantae; Streptophyta; Klebsormidiophyceae; Klebsormidiales; Klebsormidiaceae
Source: the annotation of a GenBank genome assembly